Messenger RNA from Jaminaea rosea, 4943 nucleotides. RefSeq names its product P-loop containing nucleoside triphosphate hydrolase protein. The coding region runs from base 1 to 4851 and encodes 1616 amino acids. Gene Ontology annotation, molecular function: ATP hydrolysis activity; ATP binding; nucleic acid binding. The record is from RefSeq and is a predicted model, not a curated record. Lineage: Eukaryota; Fungi; Basidiomycota; Exobasidiomycetes; Microstromatales. The transcript is spliced from 5 exons.
AUGGAGCAGCUCGAGCGCUUCAGGUUCGCACGGCGAGGCGUUGCAGAGCAGUCAGCAGAAGAACCUGCGGACUCGCCCUUCUCGUUCUCGCCGACUACCACCAAUGCCAGUGUUCAUCGUCAGCAAUUUCGGGCGCCUGCUACACAGCCACUAGCAUAUACGAGCCAGGAUCAUGUCGCACCGUACCCGAUAGGCUCCGGAGGCAACGUUGCGCCCUCGCACUACCAUAUGCAAGCCCUUGCUGGCAGUGACGCGCCGGCUCUGUCCAUGAGCUAUCACGACGAGCAGAUUGCGCCCUCAUCGCUGUAUAGCUCUCCUACACCGCACGCAUACGCUCAAGCUGCCUCGUCAUCCUUGUCCAGUCCGCCUUCAAGGUCUCCUCUCGUGAAACCGCACCAGUUGCGAUCUAUGCAAACGUCAACGACAGGAUCUCGUCCUGCAUACAAUCGUCCCUCGACCUCUCAUGGCCUGAGGCAGCCAGCAUCCUCUGUCUCCGUCACUCAAGGCAACGCCCUUCAAGCUCGUCAUGGCAUCCCACUCACCAGAGUCUCCGAGCUUCCAGAUCGUCUUCGAGUUGCAUUCGGCUUCCCGCUCUUCAACGCCAUUCAAAGCAUAUGUUUCGACGCGGUGUACAAGAGCGAUGAGAACAUUGCUGUCUCAGCUCCCACGGGCUCCGGCAAGACGGUUCUCUUUGAGCUCGCAAUCAUGCGGAUGCUCACCGUUGGUGGCCCGGACUCAAAGGCAGUCUACGUUGCGCCGACAAAGGCUCUAUGCGCCGAGAGAGCAAAAGACUGGAUUGAACGGUUGCAGCCACUCGGCUGCCCAGUUGUCGAGCUCACGGGAGACACCGAUCGAGCCGCAUUCGCAGCCGCACGCAAAUCAAGAGUCAUCAUCACGACGCCAGAGAAGUGGGACAGCCUCACUCGUAGCUGGCAGACCUACGCCAAGAUUCUUGACCGUCUCGAGCUCUUUCUGGUGGACGAAGUGCACACAUUGCACGAGAAAGAAAGAGGCGCUCGACUAGAGACCAUCAUCGCUCGCACACAGACUUUUGGCAAAGAUGUCCGCUUCGUCGCCGUCUCAGCCACGGUUCCCAACCUCUGCGACAUCGCGACUUGGCUUGGUGCUCGACGAGACAGCAACCAUCAGCAACAACGCCGUGGCGCUCAGCUAUUCGAAUUCGGCGAGGAGUAUCGCCCAUGUCCACUCCACAAGCACGUUUACGGCUACCCGUCGAGAGGGGAAGAAUGGGGCUUUCAAUCGUCACUCAACUCAAAGCUGCUUGGUGUGCUUCGCGACCACGCCCAUGGCAAGCCCUCUCUCGUCUUCUGUCCUACGCGGAAAGCCACCGGCCAAGCAGCUCGAGCAAUCAAGGAAGACUACGCCAAGCUAAUCGCGUCCGAGUCGCCUCUACCGUGGUCGAAGCUGACAGGCAUCGCCAACUACACUAAUGCAGACCUACAAGGUCUCGCCGAAUAUGGCAUUGCAGUUCACCACGCUGGCCUGCCCCUGGAAGACAGGCGCACAGUGUGCAAAGAAUUUCUCGCGGGCCGCAUCAACGCGCUGUGCUGCACUUCAACGCUAGCCAUUGGCGUCAACCUCCCCGCCUACUGCGUCGUCAUCCGUGGCACCAAACGCUAUGAAGGCAGUGAAUGGACAGAGCUGACGGAUCUCGACCUGAUCCAGAUGCUCGGCCGUGCCGGUCGCCCAGCAUUCGACACAGAAGGCACGGCCGUCAUUCUCACUGAGCAGUCGAGGAAGCGCUACUACGAAGAGCUGGCGUCUGGCAAGAUGACGAUCGAGAGCACGCUCCACCUGAGCCUCGUAGAGAUGAUCAAUUCGGAGAUCGGGCUGCGUAAUGGUAGGUGCACUGUGGAGCAGCUCAUCGCGCUGUUGCGCAAGACCUUCCUAUUUGUCAGGAUGAAAGCGAACCCGCAGCACUACAUGGCCGAGUGCGACACGAGGGGAGACCUCCCACCCGAGGAGACACUCGACAUGCUCUGCCGCCAAGCGCUGGCAAAGCUUGAGAAGAACGAGCUCAUUGCGCGCGGAGAUGGGCAGCAGAAUUCUCUCGCCCUUACCGAGCUGGGCGACAUCCUGCUCAGGACCUGCGUGUCAUUCGAGACGCUCCUCCUCCUCCUCAAGUUGCGCGCUGCUAAAGUCUCCGACUUGCUCUCCACCAUCUCGCAAGCGCGAGAGUUCGCCGACCUCCGACUGCGCCAAGAGGAGAAACCUUUCUACUCCAGCCUACGCACCAAUGCUGAGAUCCGCUGCCCACCGGCAAAAGUGGUCAAUGUGGCCGACAAGGUCAAUCUCAUCAUCCAAGCCACCCUCGCAGGCGUGUCACUGCAGAGCGAAGCGAAGGCCAGUAACCUUUUCGAGGGAUCAUCGACCAAUGCAACGGGAGACUUGACUGCCAUCUUCAAGAAUGCUCCACGCAUUCUCCGCGCUGCCAGCGAUGUGGCCAUUGCAAAGAUCGAUGCGGUUACCCUACAAAGCAGUCUAGAGCUCGCACGCUCCUUGAAUGGGAAAGCGUGGGACAAUUCGGCCGUCGUGCUGCGCCAACUGGACAACAUUGGAGAGAAGAGCAUCAAGGUCCUUGCGAGCGCUGGCAUCCACGACUACGGGGAUGUGGCUCGCGCCCAACCUCACCGCCUCGAGCUGUUGCUCAAACGUAACCCGCCCUUCGGUCAUCGACUUUGCGACGAAGCCGCCUCCCUACCAGAGCUGGAGAUCACGAUUGAGCAGCAGCUCAACAUCGCACCGCGUGUGGACAAAGCAACGGGACUCGUCACGGUACCGGUCAAUGUGGCCGUCUACGCAAAGCAAUGCCCACGCAAAGGAGUGCAGCGUCGCUUCAAGUCGAAACGGGAUGGGCAGCCUUACCACUUUACUGUGCUCACCAUGACGUCGGACGGAGAGCAACUCAUCGACUUUCGCAAGGCGCCGCUCAGGGGUCUGCUGGACCCAGAGACUGGGCAGGGAGGGGCUGCGCCUUUCCACCUCGAGUGUAAAGUGAGCAGGACCGAUCAGAAGGUGAUUGUGCUGGCUUCCUGUGAAGAGAUCGCAGGGUCUCAGGCGAGGGCGGAUCUUGAGCUGCAAGUGGACGCGGCCUUGUUUCCGGAGAUAGUGAUGGCAGAGGAGCGGCAGCGAGGCCACUCGAUCGAGCUUGAUGGGCUGGAGGACUGCUCGGAGCUGUUCCGUGACGAAUUGAGCACAGCGGGUGGCAGUAAUGAAGAGGCCAGCGACGAGGUGGAGCGCGAUCUUUUGGCAAGGGAUGCGGGCAGCAGCUCAAGUCAUUCCCGGGUAAGCCAAGGCAUACCAGCUCCCCCACCUAGCAAGUCGGGCCCGUAUCCUGCCGCUUCGAGCAGCAAGAGUGCCCAGCUUGCGUCCUCACCGGACCAGACCGGCGUCACAGGUCACCAGCGCAGCCAAAAUGACAUCGAUGGGCCUCAAAAGAAGCGCGCCCAGCCGCAGAGCCAAGCCAAAGGCAAGAAGAAAAAGCGUGCCAUCUCUGCAGAAGAAGAGGCUGAGGUUAUGGGCGGGCUGCAGCGUUUCAUUCAUAAGAGCCGACAAGCAGGCAGUGGCGUGCAGCAUGUCUCGAACGCAAGCAAGGCGCGGGGUGAAGCCGCCGACGAUGAAGAGAUUCCUGCGGGUUCUCGACAGGUCGUGGCACCGGCGCUCACAGCUGCUGUGGCCAAGAUCGCGAAGUCGCAAGCACGAUCGCCUCGCCGAUCCAUUGCGGCCUCACCAUCAGCCUCAAGUCGCCCCAUCGCCUCUCAGCAAGCCAAGAAGCGCACCCAGGCCGCUACGCUGGCGCUGCAUGAUGGCAGCAACUCCGAGAUUGACGAGCUCCUCUCACCUUCUUCGGCUUCUCCACCUUCAACACCUCCCUCACCUGGUCGCCUCCUCAAACCGCUCCCUCGUCGCUCACCAGCUAGGCAGACACGACGAGAAGACCUGGACAUUGAGGCUGCACGGCGCGAAGCUGAGGCCGAACUUCAAGUUGAAGAGGCGAGGGAUUGGAACAGAAUGAGGCGAAGUGACGCCAGGAAGGGUGGAUUGCGACGAUUGGGAACAGGCCAAGUUGUGAAUCAGUCACAAGCGCACCCCUCACAGGCCACUACGAGCAUUGCCGACGCCGGUGCCAGGUCGACGGGUUCGGCUCUCGACGACGAUGACAAUGGUGACGUGAAUCUGCACAGAUCAAGCGAGGACUUCGACAAUGAGAUCGAUUGGUCUUUGGUCGGCGAUCACGGAGAGCAGCAGCGGUCCACUCUCAACAAGAAUGCUCCGUUCAAAGCCAAAGCUCCAGCUCCCUCUACCGAUGAGGACGACGCUGCUGCUGCCGCCAAGCAGCGUAGAGAGACAAGUAGGGCUCGACGACGCUUCUUGCGUUCGUCGUCGCCGUUGAGCAACGACGCUCCGGAGGGAAGGAGUGAGGGAGGGCUUGUUGAGAGUGAAGAGGAGGAGGGUGUUGAGUUGCCCUUGUGCGUCUUGGUGGAUGGCGAUGAUGCUGCUUACGAAAGCGCAGAGCAAGGCCGGCGAGAAGAAGCCAGCAGUAGGCAGAGAGACAGCGCAUCCAGCGAAGGCGGAACUCGGCAAGUAGCGAGCCGUCAUGGGAAGGGCUCCUCACCUCCCUCGUCGUGCAGUAUCGACCUUCCGGCGCAUACUCUCGUCGACGAUCAUGGUGGUCGAACAGCGGUCCCUCAGAAGCAGCACCACCUUAGCUUGGCUGCCCUUGCUCAGUCGACGCCUGUGCCAUCGUCCGCCUUCGCGGAGUCCAAGGCGAUCGAGUUCGACGAUAGUGAAGAGGCUUGGGAUCGCUACCUUGAAGCGCAUGUAGGGUAGUGGCAGAGAUUUUGAAGAGAUUUUCGAUGGCUUUGACUUCUCUUUCGUUAUCCACACUUCUCCAUUGUAUCCAAUGAGAUUGAUGGCUACGU